GAGGGGCAGGCAGGCUGCGGCCAGGGAUGCGGUGAUUGGACUGUCCUCUCGUCUGGAGGAGCUGAGGGGUCCCUGCUUGCCGUGGGAUGGAUUUUUCGCUCUGGAUGCACAGGCGAAGCUGCGAGCGUGCCCGGCUGCGUGUCAGGGCUGUAUAUUGCAUGGGCGCCUUUGAGUCACGGCGGCGGCGGCUUAUGGCUGGAUGCUGAGACAAAGUGCUCCUGCAGCUGGAGGGCUUCAGCGCGGCGAUUUCCCCAGAAAACCCCCACAGCUCAUGCCAUGAAGGAGGAGAACUUUCUUCGCCGCAGGUUCUCCCUCUGUCCAGCCUCGUCCACCCCGCAGAAGGUUGAUCCUCGCAAGCUGACACGCAAUCUGUUCUUUGGGGCCGACAAUGACAUCUAUCCGCUCAGCCCAGGAAAAGACGUGGAAGCAAACAGCCCAUCAGCACUGAAGGAUGAGACACCACAGACUCCAAACUCCGUUAGCAAGAUUGAAUAUAAGCUUUGCAAUGGGUCUGACAAAGAGUGUGUGUCUCCAACAGCCAAAUUCACAAAGAAGGAAACACUGAAGGUACAAAAAAAAAAUUACAGACAGGAGAAGAAAAGAGCUACCAAACAACUCUUCAGUGCUCUAAAGGAUCCCAGCGUAGUGAUCACAGCAGACUGGCUGAAGAUUCGUGGGACUCUGAAGAGCUGGACCAAGCUGUGGUGUGUUCUGAAACCAGGAGUGCUGCUGAUUUAUAAGACGCCAAAGAUCGGACAGUGGGUUGGGACAAUCUUGCUCCAUUCUUGUGAGCUGAUCGAGAGACCCUCCAAAAAGGAUGGCUUCUGUUUUAAACUUUUUCAUCCUUUGGAUCAAUCAAUCUGGGCUGUAAAGGGCCCAAAGGGAGAAAAUGUUGGUUCGAUCACUCAGCCUCUUCCCAGCAGCUACCUGAUUUUCAGAGCAGCCUCUGAAUCGGAUGGCCGAUGCUGGCUGGAUGCUUUGGAACUUGCCCUGCGUUGCUCCAGCCUCUUCCGGCUCAGUGCCUCCAAGCAGGGAAAGGAUGGAGAAAUGAACGGCUCGAGCGAUUCUGCACAUGCCGGGCUCAGCCACCUCUUGCACACAAGCACUAUCUCAGACCACGAGUUCUUCCAUUUGAAUGAAUCAGCCCUGGAGAACCACCACCACCUGGAAAAUGAUGCUUUUUCAGACAAGUCAGAGAGAGACAAUGUAGAAGAGUCGGAGAAUGAAACCCAUGAGAACAGUCGGAAGACAAAUGAAAGCGAGAGCGAUCAGUCAGAAGUCCAUGGAGAGGUCUCUCCAGGAAGGAAAGGGACAACUUACAUUGAACAGAUCUAUGAGGAAUUUGGGGAGACAGGUGAAUCGUCUCAAACGGAGACUGUCUCUGAGGAGAACAAAAGCCUGAUGUGGAUCCUGCUGAAGCAGCUGCGGCCCGGCAUGGACCUGUCACGGGUGGUGCUGCCCACCUUCAUCCUGGAGCCACGCUCAUUCCUUAACAAACUCUCUGAUUACUACUACCACGCUGACCUGCUUUCCCAGGCCGUCCUUGAAGAUGAUCCAUACAGUCGAAUGAAGCAAGUUUUGCGGUGGUAUCUGUCCGGCUUCUAUAAGAAGCCAAAGGGAAUAAAAAAGCCAUACAACCCUAUUCUGGGAGAGACAUUUCGCUGCUGUUGGUUUCAUCCUCAGACAAACAGCCACACAUUUUACAUAGCAGAACAGGUCUCCCAUCAUCCGCCAGUGUCGGCUUUUCAUGUCAGCAACAGGAAGGACGGGUUCUGCAUUACUGGCAGCAUUCUAGCUAGGUCUAAGUUUUAUGGUAACUCACUUUCUGCACUGUUGGAUGGGAAAGCAAAGCUGAUGUUUCUAAACAGGGGGGAAGAUUAUAUAAUUACCAUGCCAUACGCCCACUGUAAAGGACUUUUAUAUGGUACCAUGACAAUGGAGCUUGGAGGGAAAGUUACCAUCAACUGUGAGAAAACUAACCACAGGGCAGAACUGGAAUUCAAACUAAAGCCCUUCUUCGGUGGCAGCACAAGCAUUAAUCAAAUCUCUGGGAAGAUUAAAUCGGGAGAAGAAGUGUUAGCAAGUCUCAGUGGACACUGGGAUGGAGAAGUGCAUAUAAACGAGUUGAAAAACGGGAACACAGAAAUGUUCUGGAACCCAACCUGUGAGGUACGAAGGCAGAGACUGAAGCGCCAUAUUGUGCUGUUUGAGGAGCAGACGGACUUUGAGUCGGAGAGGCUUUGGCAGCACGUUACCAGUGCAAUAAACAAAGGUGAUCAACACAAGGCAACGCAGGAAAAAUUUGUGCUGGAAGAGGAGCAGAGGAAUGCUGCCCAGGAGCGGAGAGAGAAUGGCACAGAAUGGAAACCACUGCUUUUCCAGCAUGACGCCACGACUAAUGAAUGGCACUACAAAUACGAGGAUUUAAGGCCCUGGGAUCCUUUGAACGAUAUUGCCCAAUUUGAGAAGAACGGCAUACUUCAGACUAUGGAAAGACACUUAACCACAAGGAUGUCAAACCACAAAACAACAUGUAUAAACAAUCAAAUCAUACGGCACAAGAGGUCUACCAAAGACUGCAGGCGCCGCAAAGCCAGUGAUCAGCCGUCCAACCACAGCCAGAACACAGAGAGCAGCUGUUCAACACCAGAGUCGGUGCAGGAGCUCUCGGAUGAUGAUGGGUUUGAAAGCCUGUGCGCUCAGUGUGGGAAAGAAAUUAAUCACCUGAAGGAAAUUCAUUCAGCUGUCUUAUCCCUACAGAGAGCCCAACAGGACAUACACAGAAACCUCAGUGCUCUGAACAAAAAAUCCUUCCACAGGAAGGUCUCUUCUGAAAGCUUCCUUCUGGACUCUCGCUGUUGGUUUGUCCUCUGCAUCUUUCUUACAUGUCAACUAUUCAUUAAUUAUGUCUUCAAAUAAAAUCACUACGUUUGGCAGCAAUAAUGAUUACUGGCGGCAGGAGGGGGGCCACUCGCGCAAGGAGCCCAGCGAGGCACCAAAGCACUUUAGAACCAACGCAACAGAGGUGGAAGAAAGUUGAAGAAACGAGGUUAAAAAGGGACCUAGGAACCUGCAAAACUCUGUUCCUGCAGAUUAUGUCAUUUUUGCCUUUUACAUGUACAUCUUCAAGGACCUCUUAACCUGUACGGGCCUUAAUGCUGAAGCCAAAUGUAGCUUUAAUUGUGCAAUUUGUUUUCUAUGUCUUGUCAUUUUCUGAUGCAAUUAAUAAUUACCCAGCAGUAUUGGUACCCCCAAAAUGGUAAACACCCUGGCGUUCUGGAAAGGUCACACCAGCCUGGGUCAUAGCUCUACGAGUGAGGGAGUGCAGUUGGAGAGCUGUAAAGAACUGAUGUCCACAGUGCCUGUCCGUCUGCCUUUAAUUAUGGGAGGGAGCACACUUGGUCUAAAAAAUCCACGCCCCUGGAUAUGAAGUCAUGAUUUGUUUUGUCAGCACACACAGAAUGGGACGUCAGGAUGUGUUUUUAUUUUCCAUUCCACGGGAACUGUAAAUAUGCACAAUUUCCUAGAGCCGUUCCUCUUUAGGAAAUAGGAAGUGUUCAGUGAAAGCUCCUCGUCUGGUUACAGAGCUGACUGGUGUCCUGGAUCAGGCCCAUCCAGCGUAAUGUCAGACAUGCCUGUUUGUAAAACCGGGUCACUUACUGUUGUUAUUUGCUGUAUGGCUGUUUUGUAAUACCACACACUAGCAUUGUAGAGAGAAAACCACUGCCCCAGGAUAGGUGAGAAGGAUGUGAGCGAUAUAGGUGUACAUGUGUUCGGUCUUAGGCAUGUUUAUUGUCGAAGGUCAGAAAGGAGGAAGGGUUUUGCCACUGCAUUGUUCAACUCUAUUGAUAGUCUUCCUAUUUUACACCAUUUUUUAAAGAUUUGCAAUAUUUUCUGUAGACUGCAGACAAUACUAAGCCUUUCUUUUCUGGCCUGAAGUAGUUCCAAGUGGUAAGUACUGCUAUAUAUACAGCCUUAAAAUACUUAGUGGUGGUGCCAGUCUGGGCUAUCUUUCAAUGUAAAUGUUUCCAAAUUUUUAAGUACAUUCCUCAUCAUAUUCCCCAGUUAGGGGAAAUCUGUUUGUGCUUGAUAUGUUGAAAUAAAACUACACACAACUUUCA
Messenger RNA from Falco peregrinus (peregrine falcon), 4121 nucleotides. RefSeq names its product oxysterol binding protein like 5 (gene OSBPL5). Gene Ontology annotation, molecular function: sterol binding. The transcript is spliced from 22 exons. The record is from RefSeq and is a predicted model, not a curated record. Lineage: Eukaryota; Metazoa; Chordata; Aves; Falconiformes; Falconidae. Gene Ontology annotation, cellular component: cytosol; intracellular membrane-bounded organelle; membrane. Gene Ontology annotation, biological process: phospholipid transport. Bases 277 to 2919 code for a protein of 880 amino acids.